Messenger RNA from Chaetomium globosum CBS 148.51, 996 nucleotides. RefSeq lists its product as uncharacterized. The record is from RefSeq and is a predicted model, not a curated record. Lineage: Eukaryota; Fungi; Ascomycota; Sordariomycetes; Sordariales; Chaetomiaceae. The coding region runs from base 1 to 996 and encodes 331 amino acids. The transcript has a single exon.
AUGGAGCUCAACUCGGCAGCGAUACACGAUGUCAUCCAUCCCACGGCCGUCUUCAACCAAAGCCAGGCAUCGGCCCGGCGCGAAGCUCCGACGCCGUCAAAGGGUGUCCUUUGGGAGGAUUCCCAGCUUAACCCAAAGAACCGGCUAGACAGCCUCGAGCUUCCUCUGGCUCCCCUCUUCAGGAUUGACGGCUGCACAGGCCUGGGAACGCAGUAUUAUGCCGUACCGAUCUUUCUCCCCGACAUGCCGCCGAUCCGCUUCGACGUCUUCAUCCCAGAAGAAGCGGUCACCUCUCCAAUUCUCCGCGAGCUACUGGAUUUGAACGUCGCCUUCCACACGAAAGACGCACCGAGACUCCGUCGACUUGGCAUUUCUGCCUAUAUAGUUCGCGUGCUGCAGGCCUGGAUAUCAGAGGGCGGUUAUGGCACUUAUUCGUCACUCUCUGAAGCAAUGCCCUUUGGCUCCCGCAUCAUCUUCGAGGCUCUGAACUUCGACAUCCACAAGACGAAGAUCUCUGUUGUGCCGACUUACUAUGUGGAGAGGCAGCUGCUAGGGGUGUCGAGACUGGAUGAGAGUCUUGGCGUUGCCCCUGGCCUCCUCCCGAAGGCCGUCGACGUCGGGAGCUUGAAGAUCCUCCGGGUAUUGUACGAGAGUGUCUGCCUCGUCCGUAUGCCGAACCAUGGGCCCGACAACAAAAACGACAGUCUGUGGAUUUUCAAGGCUCUAGCUAGCAGCACCAAAUACCUAUUCGUGGAGUUGCGAAAUCUUCUACAGAUGGAACCGCACCCCAACGUCAUUUCGAGGCCUGAUUAUCUCGUCACCAAGCGCUGCUUGUUCGGCGGCAAGACAGCGGUGGUCGGUUUCCUUUUGCCCUUCCACGAACCUGGUAGUGUCCGCGAUACACUCCCGCUGCUGCGCAUCCACAACCGCCUGAGCUUAGAACAGCAGGUGAAAUGGGCCCAUACAACUGACGUCGGCCGUCUUGCACAUCUGUGA